AUAAAUUAAAAUCACUUUGUUUGUUUGUUUGUUUGUAGGUUUAGGGUUUACACUUUCAUUCAUAACAAUACAAACAGAAAAGAAGAAAAAAGAAAAAAAUGGAAGAGAUAACAGAGGCGGUUCAAAACUUAAAUAUCGUGGAUUCUCAAAAGAGAAAUCGCAUUCAAGUUUCCAACACUAAAAAACCCCUUUUCUUCUACGUCAAUCUCGCCAAGAGGUAUAUGCAACAGCAUAAUGAUGUGGAACUUUCUGCUUUAGGAAUGGCUAUUGCCACUGUUGUCACAAUUGCAGAGAUUCUUAAGAACAGUGGAUAUGCCGUUGAGAAGAAGAUUAUGACAUCUACUGUUGACAUGAAAGAUGAAAAUAGAGGAAGGCCUAUCCAAAAAGCCAAGAUUGAGAUUCUACUUGGAAAGACGGACAAAUUUGAUGAACUGAUGGCUGCUGCUGAGGAGGAAAGGGAGCUUGCAAUAGCUGAAGAGCAAAGCUAAGAGGGUACUUUUGAAAUGUUUUGCAGGUUUCUUAAACAGUUGUUUUAUUCGUUUUCAUCUGUUGUUUGUUGCCUGAAGAAUCUGGCAGUCUUAAGAGCAAAUGCUUAGUUAGAGACAUUCUUAGCAUAGUUAUGCAUGCGACAAGUAUUUCUUUUUUAUUUCAAGAUCUUGCUGUUCUGUGCUCA
This is a messenger RNA of Erigeron canadensis, 673 nucleotides long. RefSeq lists its product as uncharacterized. The record is from RefSeq and is a predicted model, not a curated record. The transcript is spliced from 5 exons. Bases 99 to 488 code for a protein of 129 amino acids. NCBI's taxonomy places the organism in Eukaryota, Viridiplantae, Streptophyta, Magnoliopsida, Asterales, Asteraceae. Gene Ontology annotation, cellular component: nucleus. Gene Ontology annotation, molecular function: RNA binding.